AUGGAUAAUUUGAAGAAAGGUUCAUCUGUGACAGAGGACCAAAAAAAACUAAUGCUUGAAUUCAUAAAAAAAAAUCAAAAACUUAUCUCCGGUAAAUUCAGCAAUGAAUUCACCCAAAAGCAGAGCCAAAGUUUGUGGCAGGAACUUACCACUCUUUUAAAUAGUUGUCCUGGAGCCAACAAAGAUUGGAAAGCAUGGAGAAAGACUUGGCAAGAUAUUCGUUCACGAACAAAAACUAAACAAGCUAAAAACAAAACCCAGCAAGAAGCUACUGGAGGCGGAAACUUCGAAAAUAAUCCAGUCACACCAUUUGAGGCUCAAAUUCUGGAUAUAAUUAAAUCAGUUUCCAUAGAAGGACACACUAAUGUCAGUGAAUCAAAAGUGGAAUUCGAAUAUGAAGUCCCUCAACCUCGCCCUCAACACAUAGAAAUAAUUUCUAUACAUAGCCCUGAACCAAAUAUAAAAAAAGAUAACAGAGCACCAAAUAUUGAUGAACAGAAUAAGAUCUCAGUACAUUUCGAUUGCCGGAACCACAUACGAGUCAUUCAAUCUAUGGGCAACGGAGACAGAUUAUACGUUUGUGGAACAAACGCACAUAAUCCCAAGGAUUGGGUCAUUAACGCAAAUUUAACUCAUCUAAGUCGCAAUAUCUUCGUCCAUGGAAUCGGAAUGGGUAUAGCCAAAUGUCCCUACGAUCCUACAGAUAACUCUACAGCCGUUUGGGUUGAAAAUGGAAAUCCUGGAGAUUUGCCUGGGCUAUAUUCAGGUACCAAUGCCGAAUUCACAAAGGCUGACACCGUAAUUUUUCGAACGGACUUGCAUAAUUUAACAACAGGCAAGAAAGAAUACAGCUUCAAGAGAACUUUGAAAUACGACUCCAAAUGGCUUGACAAGCCAAACUUCGUGGGUUCCUUCGACAUCGGAGACUUUGUCCUCUUCUUCUUCAGGGAAACAGCCGUGGAGUAUAUAAAUUGUGGCAAAAGCGUCUACAGUAGAGUGGCACGAGUUUGCAAAAAGGACACUGGUGGUAGAAACAUUUUAACUCAAAACUGGGUCACAUACCUUAAGGCCAGAUUGAACUGUUCAAUUCCUGGAGAAUUUCCGUUCUAUUUUAAUGAAAUUCAAAGCAUCUACCGGGUCCCUGGAGACAACAAUAAAUUUUAUGGCACCUUUACCACUUCUACUAAUGGACUUAUGGGUUCGGCUAUUUGCUCCUUCACUUUGGCUGACAUCCAAGCAGCAUUUGAUGGGAAAUUUAAAGAACAAGCUACAUCGUCUUCAGCGUGGCUUCCAGUGUUGAGCGGUCGCGUUCCAGAACCACGCCCUGGUACAUGCGUCAACAAUACGGAAUCGCUUCCAGAUAAUGUUCUGAAUUUCAUAAGAUCUCAUCCCCUUAUGGAUUCUGCUAUAAUGCACGAAUAUGAGAAGCCAGUUUACUUCAAACGUGAUAUAUUUUUUACCAGAUUAGUUGUUGAUAAAGUGCGUGUUGAUAUUGGAGGCGCUGUUGUUGAUUAUACUGUUUAUUAUGCUGGAACAAACGAUGGCAGAGUUCAAAAAAUCGUCGAAUGGACAAACGAACACCAAGAAGAAUCCUCAUCAAUUCUCCUAGACAUUUUCGACGUUACUCCUGGUGAAUCUAUUCAAAUAAUGGAAAUCUCCAAAGAACACAAAGCACUAUACGUAGCUUCAGAUAAUAGGGUGAAGCAGGUUGAUUUAGUUAUGUGCAAUCGCAGAUAUGAUAAUUGCCUUAGGUGUGUGCACGAUCCUUAUUGUGGAUGGGAUAAGGACUCCAAUGUUUGUAAACCAUAUUCUCCAGGAUUAUUGCAAGAUGUUUCCAAUAGUACGAUAGACGUAUGCGACAGUAGCGUUAUAAAGAAGAAGAUGAUGGUAACAUGGGGACAAAGCCUUCAUUUGGGUUGCUUUUUAAAAAUGCCCGCAGUAUUGCAAUCUCAAGCGAUCACUUGGUACCACUACUCAAAGGAAAAAGGUCGCUACAAGAUUCAAUAUAAACCUGAGAAAUAUGUUGAGACUUCCGAACAUGUAAUAAUCUCAGUAACUGAAGCCGAUGCGGGCAGAUAUGAUUGUUGGAUGGGAGCUUCUCUUUUGUGUUCUUACAAUGUCACCGUUGACGCUCACAGAUGCUCUCCUCCGGCCAAAGGCAACGACUAUCAGAAGAUUUAUUCAGACUGGUGCCACGAAUUUGAAAAAUACAAAUCGGCUAUGAAGACUUGGGAGAAAAAGCAAACAAACUCGGAAUUAAUUAUUGCCCUCGAAACCCAAUUGGAGAACAUGGAGCAAGCUUCCAAGAGCAACUGCAUCCGAAUUUGUGACAUGGAAAUUUGUGAAAGGAAUGACGCUCCAGUGGCGGUAUCCUCUUUCAUUAAUAAUAAACUCAAAACCCUGUGCACCUUACAAGACUUGGACUUUGCAUUGGUUCUCAACAAUAAAGACGAUGAACAGCUGGAAGAUGCUGUGGUGGAAAAAUGGAAAAAUAUUAGAGAUGCCUUCAGUAAAUCACUAAAGAAGAAAACCGGCGAUAAAUAUAAGAAAAAGUAUUUGUACCAUGAACAGCUCUUAUUCCUGCUCGCGAUAUUGGAAAAAGCCGAAACUGAAGAAAGUUUCCAUAGCAACGCUGAGAAAGGGUCCGAAACUGGCGAAAAUAGUCCACAAAUGGAUAGUGACAAAGGGGACGACAAUAUUCAAAUACGUACAUAA
Molecule: messenger RNA, 2715 nt
Organism: Ceutorhynchus assimilis (cabbage seed weevil)
Lineage: Eukaryota; Metazoa; Arthropoda; Insecta; Coleoptera; Curculionidae
Source: the annotation of a GenBank genome assembly